AUGGAAACUAUUUUGAGUCCAAAAGCAAAGGAACAAUCCAUUGCUACAACAAACAUGCAAAUGAAAAUCAAAACUCCAAGGAAAAACAAACGAGGUAGUACUAAUAGUAGUUUCAUUUCUAACACCUAUGCAGGUCUUUUGAAUCUUCCUCAACAGCAACAACCACCACUGUUACCUCUUCCACAUGUUUCUACAAUUCUUCAUCACAAACCUUUGCUUCCACGACGCCUUAACACUCAAACUUUGUCUCCGUCACCUAAGAAAUCAAAACCAAAAAAGAGAUCGGGAACUGUACCGGAGAUUCUUAUGGUUAAUCCAUGGGGACCCGACCCGAAAGAUCUUCCCAAAAAUCUACCGGUUGUUAUUGGAAUUGGAAACAUGGACGUUUUUUCAGAGUCCGUUUUCAAUCUCGCUCCACCGCCAAGUAGCUUGCCGUUGCCCAAGUUUUCUAUGAGAUCGAAACUCAGUUGCAACACAGAAGCUGCUGCCGCUGCGGCGGGUGGUUUUGUUGACGACGGAGCAACAAAUAAUCUCCGGCGUCUUCUACGCCUCCGGUGA
Molecule: messenger RNA, 558 nt
Organism: Vicia faba (fava bean)
Lineage: Eukaryota; Viridiplantae; Streptophyta; Magnoliopsida; Fabales; Fabaceae
Source: the annotation of a GenBank genome assembly